Colletotrichum paranaense is the source of this 243-nucleotide messenger RNA. RefSeq lists its product as uncharacterized. The transcript has a single exon. The record is from RefSeq and is a predicted model, not a curated record. The coding region runs from base 1 to 243 and encodes 80 amino acids. NCBI's taxonomy places the organism in Eukaryota, Fungi, Ascomycota, Sordariomycetes, Glomerellales, Glomerellaceae.
AUGGCGCAGAGAACCCCACCAACCCCCAACAACAACCCACGACCCCACAGCCGACCUCCCAGCACAGCUCUGCGGCGUGAUGCGGAGACUAGCGCACUCGGUCGUCGUCGCCACGGCCACAGACCGCGCGGGUCGGCCACGGGGCAUGACGAUGUCGAGCUUCGUGAGCUUGAGCAUGGAGCCCGUGCCGCUGGUGACGUUCAACGUCCGGACGCCGAGCCGGACGCUGGAUGCGAUUCGUGA